Molecule: messenger RNA, 1114 nt
Organism: Juglans microcarpa x Juglans regia
Lineage: Eukaryota; Viridiplantae; Streptophyta; Magnoliopsida; Fagales; Juglandaceae
Product: protein Mpv17
Exons: 5
Coding region: 78-698 (206 amino acids)
Cellular component (GO): cytoplasm; membrane
Source: RefSeq, a predicted model, not a curated record
UAGGACCAUGCCUGCCUACAGUCAUCUCAAAAAAUCUUUCUUUUUGGGUAUUCUAUUACUUCUUGCUGCUUUCAGAAAUGGAGGCUUUGGGCGGAGGCCUUGGCGGGCUCUGGGGCUUAAACUCCCCCUUCCGGAAAAGAACUGACACCGGAUCCAAAUCCAAUUCCAAAUCCUCCGAUUCCGUCGAGGCGACUAGCAGAGCCGGUUACCGCUUCCCAUUGAAGCAAGCCGUCACGGCUGGCUCACUCGCUCUCGCCGGCGACACUAUUGCUCAGCUCAGUGAGCGUUGGAGGAAAGGAAAAGCGCUGAACCAGAACACUGUCUCUGAUUCCCAUGGCUUCACAAAGGAUGUAAUGUCGACUCUCCUUUCAGACCACGAUUGGCUCCGUGCCCUGCGGAUGAUUUCCUAUGGAUUUCUUUUCUAUGGCCCUGGUUCUUAUGCAUGGUACCAGUACCUAGACCGUUGUAUGCCAAAGCAAACGGUGGAGAAUGUAAUGCUGAAGGUUCUAUUAAACCAAAUUGUGCUCGGUCCAUCUGUGAUUGCUGUUGUUUUUGCAUGGAACAACUUAUGGCAGGGGAAGUUCUUACAACUGCUGGAAAAGUACCAGAAAGAUGCUCUUCCGACAUUACUUUACGGAUUUAGAUUCUGGAUCCCUGUCAGUGCAUUGAAUUUCUGGGUAUGGGGAGAAGAAAGCUGAAAAAGAAAUUUUGGGUUUUGACCCAGAUCUGGUGACUGGUAAGGGUCAAGAAGUGUGAUAAAUUCAUACUUGAGUUUUCAUGUAAAACGAACAGGUCUUGCCUCUCAAACAUAUUUAUUAGGAAUAACGAGGAUGUAAUUUGGUGUCUCAGUCCUUUUCUUUACCAAGUUAUUUUCACAGUUUCAAGGUUCAACAUGGAGUGAAAAAACUUUUACAGACUAUAUUCCCUACUAGGGGAUACUUGUUGGAUGCUUUUCUGGUUGAUAGAACUCCUGAACUAUACUGCCUUUAACUGGAGAUUGAAACUCAUUUCAAAAUGAGUUCAAACUUAAAACGCACUGAAUUCGAUCAUCAUACAAUUAACCGCUACUUUGGUGAUUUUAACAUCUAACUGAACAUGCCUUGGCCAUUACGCA